Messenger RNA from Melanaphis sacchari, 1884 nucleotides. RefSeq lists its product as uncharacterized. The record is from RefSeq and is a predicted model, not a curated record. The transcript has 3 exons. Lineage: Eukaryota; Metazoa; Arthropoda; Insecta; Hemiptera; Aphididae. The coding region runs from base 1 to 1884 and encodes 627 amino acids.
AUGUUAAUCAACGAAUCAAGGAGCAUGAAAUUAAUUGGAAAACGAGGUCUAAGCUAUAGAGGUAAAAGAAAUGAAGCAGCAUACUCUUUGAACGAUCAUAAUUUAGACCAUGGAAAUUUUUUGGAAAUAAUGAUAUUGCUCAGUAAAUAUGAUCCUAUCAUUUGCGAUCACUUCAAUACUAUCAUCAAUAAAAGUGAAAAGAAACAAAAACAAAAUAAGAAAGGCCGUGGAAGCUUUUUAACUUUUUUAUCCAAAAAUACGGUCCAAGUCGUUAUAAAUGAAAUAGCAUCAAAUAUUAAACGUACAAUUGCUACCGAAGUCCAAAAUGCUUCAUUCUUUUCUGUUCUUAUUGAUACUACCCAAGAUGUUUCAGUAAUGGAUCAAUGUUCAAUAGUUAUUAGAUACGUUUUUCAUGAUACAAUUAAUGAAAAAUUAAUAGCUGUUAAGUGUGUUCAUAAUUCAAGUGGUAAAGGUAUGGCUCAACUGCUAAAAGAAGAAUUGAUUUCUGUUGGUUUGGAUUUAACGAAAUGUAUAGGAAAUUCUACUGAUGGAGCGUCCAAUAUGCGAGGAGUUUAUAAUGGUUUUACUUCACAUUUAAGUAAAUUAUCACCUGAACAAGUUCAUGUUUGGUGUCAUAGUCACGUUUUAAAUCUUGUUAUUUGCGAUGCAACAAAAAAUCCUGUCCAAGUAGCAUCAUUUUUUACUUUAUUAAAUAGUUGUGCAGUAUUUUUCAAAGAAUCAUAUUUGAGGAUGGAUAUUUGGAAUGAAGUUAGCAAAGCAAAUUCAGAUAACAGUCGAAAUAAGCGUCUUCAAACCAUUGGGGAAACUAGAUGGUCAUCAAAACAGACUGCUGUUGAGAGAAUUUUUGGAACAUUUGGAGAUCCAAAAAGUUCUAUGUAUGUAGACUUGAUAAUUGCUUUCACUAAAGUUGUUCAAGAGGAAAAAUUUAAACCUGAUAUAAGAUCAAAAGCAAAACAUUAUUUAGAUUUACUAUUAAAAUAUGAGACUAUUUUGACGGCACACAUAUUUAUGAAUGUUUUUAGUAUAACGGGCCCACUAUCUAGAUAUCUACAAACCAGUGGAUUAGACCUUCUGAAAUGUCAACAAAUGGUAAAAUCUGCUCUGAGUCAAAUAGUUAAGUACCAAAGAGAUAUGGAAAAUAUAAUAGCUAAAAGUGAUAAAUUUGUCGAAUGGGUAAAUAAUCAACUAGAAUUGCAAGAUUUGGAUAAUGAAAUUUAUCUUCAAGAACAAUUCGAAAUCAAACGAUUAAGGAAAAAAAAACGAAUGACUGAUGAAUUAUUAAACGAUGACCCAAUUAAUGACGCAAAACAAAAAUAUACUGUUGAAGUUCAUAAUCAGGUAAUGGAUAGAAUAGUUGAAAGUAUGAAUUCAAGAUUUGUGAACAAUAGUCCAUUAUACAUGGAUUUAUCGCUUCUAUCCCCAGUCAACUUCGAUAGUUUUAAACAUGGUUUACCAAAAACAGCCUUGAAAGUUUUCUCUAAAAAUUUAAUCCGAUAUACAGUCAAUGAUAAUUUGGAAGAAUUUCAUCAAAAAUUAAGAGAAGAAUUAGUAAGUUUUGGUAAUAAUUGGGAUAAUUUAAAAAAAUCAGUUGAAGACGAAUAUGAUUUUGAAAAUUUCGAUUCUGAAGAUGAAUACCAAGAAAUUGAAGAAACUUCCAGAUUAAAUAUGACCUCAUGUGAAAGGUCAUUUUCAACACUCAAAUUCAUAAAAAAUCGAUUACGAAAUACUCUAACUAAUGAGAAUUUGGAAGCCUUUAUGUUGAUGUCCGUGGAAAAGCGAACAUUAGCUUCUAUAGAUGACGAUAUUUUAAUAGACAGAAUCGGGGAAACUAGUGAAGUUAUGAGAAAAAACCUAAUUAUGUAA